AUGGGAAACCCGGACGGCGGCGUUGUGAGGGCUGGCGUGGGCGCUUGCACCGGACACGUUAGAACUACGAGGUCUCGCGGGGUGCCGCCUGGUGCUGGCAUGGGAGGCGUCGAGCAUUUACGGUCGAGAAAGCGCAGGAGCGGCUCCAUCUCGGCGGGGGCAUCGUUUUCCCGGUUGAUGCAGCAGGGUGGCGGGAAAGAAGCGCCAGGAUUUGACGCGGCUGUCCGUGCCUCUGCUGCAUCUUCUGACGGCAACACCGGCGGGGUAGAGGUGGCGGCGGUGGCGGAUGCGGUAGACGCUGGCGACGACGACAAGAGCAGCAGCAGCGACGGGGGGGCCGCUCACGAAGACUUGUCGGCGUGGCUACACAGCACGCAUGACUGGUGGACAUCUGACUGA
Ectocarpus siliculosus is the source of this 399-nucleotide messenger RNA. The record is from the annotation of a GenBank genome assembly. NCBI's taxonomy places the organism in Eukaryota, Phaeophyceae, Ectocarpales, Ectocarpaceae.